This is a messenger RNA of Coregonus clupeaformis (lake whitefish), 3388 nucleotides long. It is a transcript of the gene spire1a, whose product is annotated as spire-type actin nucleation factor 1a. Gene Ontology annotation, molecular function: actin binding. The record is from RefSeq and is a predicted model, not a curated record. The transcript is spliced from 17 exons. NCBI's taxonomy places the organism in Eukaryota, Metazoa, Chordata, Actinopteri, Salmoniformes, Salmonidae. Gene Ontology annotation, cellular component: cell cortex; cytoplasmic vesicle membrane. Bases 554 to 2878 code for a protein of 774 amino acids. Gene Ontology annotation, biological process: polar body extrusion after meiotic divisions; cleavage furrow formation; actin filament polymerization.
UCAAUGAGCGAAGGCAAGUGAGAUCAGGUGGGACCAUUCUAGCCAAUGAGAGGGCAGAUAUGCAUGUGAACAUCAGGCACAACUAAGUCGUUUUUCUCAAAGUUGCCGGAAUGCCGCGUGUAUCCACUUAUAUCAAUACAUUUGUAACAGGCUAAACAUUCCGAAACUUAUAUUCGAUAAAAUAAGCAUCACACUCAUUCGACACACUCAUAGACCUCCAUACAAAAAAAGGCUUAUCUCAUGUGGACAGAUUUUGGGCAGAGUAAAUCCUCUUGCUUCUCCUCUUCCUCUCUGCUGGCGGCCAUAAGACAUCGCUGUACGUGGAAUCAGUGGAGGAGUCCGCCAUAAAAACCACAGAAGAAGAGGAAGGGAAAAAGAAAAAGAAAAAGAAAAAUACAUCAGUGGAUGAGACCGUUGAGGAGUAAGGACGUUACAACGUGGCUGAACGUCUCUUUUGCUGUAGCAAGACGCGUUUCUCACGCCUAUAUAUUUCUCUCUCUCGACGACUGCCACUAUUUAAGUGGAUAUAAUAUUGUAUUUUAAUGGUGUGAAGAUGGCCAUACGGCCGGGGACAGAGGACGCAACGUUAAUCUCACCAACGCUUCUCCAAGAUUUCGGCGUUAAUCAGUAUCUGAACGCCGGGGACGUGAACAUGGAUAUCGCCGAUGGAGCAGAGGAGCUUUCCUUGGAGGAAAUCUUAUCGCUGUACAGCCAGCCGAUCAAUGAAGAGCAGGGAUGGGCUGUUUGUUACCAAUGUUGCAGAACUUUGGCUCAGAACCACCGGAGGAGAAAUUCCAAGACUUCUGGCGCUUCAGUUGGGGAUUUUGCGAGAAGGAUUGACGGACCUGGGGAUGUACGGAUUCUGAGAGAUGGAACAGUUAAAUUGCACCACCAAGACAGCACAGAUAAAUACAGACCUCCCAACACGUCCUUAGAGGUGAUUGAGUCUCUGGGCAUCAUGAUCUACAAGGCGUUGGACUACGGUCUGAAGGAGACUGAGGAGCGAGAGCUCAGUCCGCCUCUGGAGCAACUCAUAGACAUGAUGACCAACAUGACGGAGAUGGAGAGGGACAGUGACCCCUGCCCUGAUGAAGGUUACGAGGCCACCGAGGAGGAAGAUGAGGAAGAGCCUAACACCGUCUGUAAUGUUAAAGGAUUCAGAGACAUCAUCAUGCUGUGUACGUCCCACCUGCCCAGGCCCUCUGAUGCCCCUAACCACUACCAGGCGGUGUGUAGGGCGCUCUACGCAGAGACCAGGGAGCUGCGCACCUUCCUGGAGAAGAUCAGGAGUGCCAAAGAGAACCUGCUGCGGAUGGAGGGAGACACUGGAGAGGAACCAGUCAGAGAUCUCAACGAGCUACAGAACGCUGACUGGGCUAAGUUCUGGAUGCAGGUGAUGGGUGACCUGCGUAACGGGGUCAAGCUGAAGAAGGUCCACGAGAGACAGUACAACCCUCUAUCUAUAGAGUUCCAGCUCACACCCUACGAGAUGCUGAUGGAUGACAUCCGCUUCAAACGAUACAAACUACGGAAAGUCAUGCUGAAUGGAGACAUCCCUCCCAGGUUAAAGAAGAGUGCUCAUGAGAUCAUCCUGGACUUCAUACGCUCCAGACCACCUCUCAACCCUGUUUCUGCCAGGAAGCUGAAGCCUCUUCCUGCGAGGCCGCGGAGCCUCCAUGAGCGCCUCCUAGAGGGCAUCAAACAGGAGAGGAAGCUACGGCCUGUAUCACCUGACAUGAUCCGACGCAACCGCCUGGACCUGUCCACUCCAGAUGCCCCCAGGAAGCACGGCGCCAGCACCCCGUCCCCGUCCCCGUCCUGGCCACCAGCUCACGGGAUGGGAGGGACUCUGGGUCAGAGGAAGAGGCUGCUGAAGGCGCCCACGCUGGCUGAACUGGAAAGCUCAGAGUCUGACGAUGAGCCCAGUCUCAGCUCCUCCAUGUUGGACGCCUCGUCUCCUGAAUCUGUCCUGGGGAAGAACACACCCCCCAGGUUCCUGCCCAUCACCGUGUCGUCGCCCCCCCAGCCUGACAGUCUCCCCUCCCCUCAGAGGAGACACUGCAUUGAGAAGGAGACCCCCACCAGCGUACGACCCUUCACAGCCCCCAACAGACAGAGCUCCAAGUCUCUGGUGGAAACCCCCAGCGGCGGUGCUAAGGUGGAGGAGAUCUGCUAUCCUGUAGAGUGUAUGGCUCUAACAGUAGAAGAAGUGAUGCACAUCAGACAGGUUCUGGUCAAAGCUGAGCUGGAGAAGUUCCAACAGUACAAAGACAUCUACGACGCGUUGAAGAAAGGAAAGCUGUGUUUCUCCUGUCGGACUAAACGGUUCUCCUUCUUCACCUGGUCCUACACCUGCCAGUUCUGCAAAAGGCCUGUGUGCUCCCAGUGCUGUAAAAAGAUGAGGCUUCCCUCCAAGCCGUAUGCCAACCUGCCCAUCUCCUCUCUGGGACCUCCUACCACCACCACCCUACCCAGGGAGGAGGAGGCCGGAGGGACAUCAGCCUUGGACACCCCAGAGAAGCCCUCGUCCAGCCAUCACCACAGUCUUAGUCUGCGCCGGUCCGUCUCCAGGUUAUCCAAACGCAAAAGUGAGGGGUCUCGUGACGAGCCAGACCUGGAUCUUCCCAUGGAGCUGACAGAGGACUGGUGUACCAUGGAGCUGACAGAGGACUGGUGUACCAUGGAGCUGACAGAGGACUGGUGUACCAUGGAGGUCUGCAUCGACUGCAAGAAGUUCAUCUCUGAGAUCAUCUCCAGCAGCAAGCGCUCUCUGGCCACCAAGCGAGCCCGUCUGAAGAGAAAGACCCAGUCCUUCUACAUGUCUUCAGCUAACACAGACGACUACAGACCCUCUGAGAGGACCGUCAACGAGGUUUAGACUACAGACCCUCUGAGAGGACCAUCAACGAGGUUUAGACUACAGACCCUCUGAGAGGACCGUCAACGAGGUUUAGACUACAGACCCUCUGAGAGGACCAUCAACGAGGUUUAGACUACAGACCCUCUGAGAGGACCAUCAACGAGGUUUAGACUACAGACCCUCUGAGAGGACCAUCAACGAGGCUUAGCGUUAGACAGAUGUUCAGUCCAUGAGUUGUGGAAGAGACAGCAUGGGUUCUCUUCCCCAAACCCCUAGUCUCAGGAACGAUUGGAUUGGUGUAUUGCUGCAGCUGUGGACGGACGACUAGCUAGCCGUUGACAGGAAAACUCACUCACAGUAUAAUAGGCCAUGAAUAAAGUGUCUGCCACAGGAUUGAUGAGCUAUUAGAAUACUGAACCAUGUCUUAUUCUCUCACGUUAUGUGAUUAACCCUAAUAUACUGAACAACAAUAUAAAGCAACUGAGUUACAGUUCAUAUAAAGAAAUCAGUCAAUUGAAAUAAAUUCAU